Molecule: messenger RNA, 1701 nt
Organism: Corylus avellana
Lineage: Eukaryota; Viridiplantae; Streptophyta; Magnoliopsida; Fagales; Betulaceae
Source: RefSeq, a predicted model, not a curated record
CUUCAGUCUUUCCCUCCGAAUAACAGAAGUAAGAGAUGUGUUUCUAGCCGAUCUCACCUAUUGAAGCCAAAAUCAGAUUCUUUGCUGAAUAUUAGUUUUGUGUGGAAGUAGAAGUACAGGCUACAGCUACAGAGAGAAAGACACAUGGAGCUUCAGCAUUUCCUCCACGAGCAUCCGUUGUACUUGAAUCAUUACGUGGCGUAUGCUAGUAUUAGAGGUAAAAUAUUUCGUUGUCAGGGGUGCGGCGAAGAUAUAUUGGAUUUAGGUUACAGUUGCAAAAUGUGCGAGUUCUUCCUCCACAAAUCAUGUGGCGAACAACCCCGAGAGUUGCAGCAACACCCAUUGCACCCGCAACAUCCUCUUAUUCUCACCCCAACAAUCCCACAUCCUCUUAAGCGAUGUUAUUUCUGCAAUAAAUAUAUAGUCGUGGGCUAUUCUUACAAUUGUUCUCACCGUAAUUUUAACCUUCAUCUUAAAUGCGCUUCUAUACCCUUUACCCUAAAACCUGAAUUUCACGACCACGCAUUGAAGCUCCUGCGGAAAUCACUCUCCUUCACUUGCGAUGCAUGUGGUAUAAAAGAUGAACACAUGUACUCUUACGCAUGUACCAGUCUCACAUGCUCACUCAUGGUCCACCGAAAAUGUGCUGCCUUACCAUUGACUCUCAAACAUACAAGUCACCACCAUGCUCUCAAACUCACUAACUCCUCUGAGUUACAGGUAGAUCAAUCCCACCGUCGCUUUUGUCAUCUCUGUGUUAGAAAGGUGCACACUAACAAAGUUUAUCAUUGCUCAAAAUGCAAUUUCGUUGCCCACCUUGAUUGUGCUACCCGCGAGGGAGACACGGAUGAAACAUUUAUGUUGGAAUUUAAAGAUAAGCAGCCUCUCGAGUCGACAGGUACGCUUAAAAACGAAGAUUUGGAACUAGAUGAAUCCAUUGACUCAUUACCUUAUGUUGUGAAGAAGAUGAAGAUAGGAGAGGAUAGAAUUGAAAUAGCCGAAGAAAUCAAACAUGUAAGUCACGAACAUGACUUAAAGCUUACAGAGGAGCUUUUGAACAGCAAAAAAUGUAAUGGGUGUAUGCAUCCUAUAUUCCCUCAUCCGUUUUACAGUUGUGCUCAAUGCAGAUUUUUUCUUCAUAAAUCCUGUGUUGAAUUACCCAGAAAAAAGCGACACCCACUUCACCCCCACCUCCUCACCCUCUUCACAGAGCCGCCUUAUAAUUCUGGCGUCUUCUAUUGUAAUCUUUGCGGUCGUGAUUGUGAUCGCUUCACCUACAAUUGUGAGAAAUGCGAGUUUGAUGCAGAUGUCCAAUGUAGUUUGAUCUCAGACAUCUUUACCCAUGAUGUUCACGAGCACCCGCUUAUUCUGUCAAAGGCACCCUAUAAUGAGAAGUGUAGUUGUUGUGAUUAUAAAGGAAAAGUAUUCAAGUGUAUUGAUUGUGAAUUCACUUUGGAUUUAAGAUGCGCUACACUGCCACGUAGGGUGAGAUAUCGAUACUUUGAACAACCCUUCAAAUUGUGUUAUAACGCUGAAGAUGAUUCUGAUGAUAAUGAUUAUUAUUGUGAUAUUUGCGAAGAAAAACGAAAUCCAAAGUAUGGGUUUUACUACUGUGAAGAUCUCAAUUUUUAUGCUCAUCCGAAAUGCAUUCUUGGAAAAUCUCCAUAUAUGAAACGAUGGGCAUCUACCACCUCCUUGUAA